Molecule: messenger RNA, 2642 nt
Organism: Maylandia zebra (zebra mbuna)
Lineage: Eukaryota; Metazoa; Chordata; Actinopteri; Cichliformes; Cichlidae
Gene: mcm5
Product: minichromosome maintenance complex component 5
Biological process (GO): DNA replication initiation; double-strand break repair via break-induced replication; DNA replication
Cellular component (GO): MCM complex; nucleus
Molecular function (GO): single-stranded DNA helicase activity; ATP binding; DNA replication origin binding
Source: RefSeq, a predicted model, not a curated record
GGGAAAGUGAAGGGAAGGAGUUCAGUUUUUCCCGCGAAAGAGACGCCGCAAGGAGGCUUUGUGUGCGGCACCUUACAUCCUGCUUAGUUCUUACUAAGAAGAAAAAGUUGUUUUUGUCUGGGUUUGCUUCCUUACACUCCGCUUUCUUCGUGUCUUUUGCGAUCUGGUUCAUUCAGCAUGUCUGGCUUUGACGACCCAGGAGUGUACUACAGUGACAGCUUCGGAGGUGGAGAGGGCCCCGGCGGGGACGAAGGUGGACAGAAGCGGAUCCAGAUCAAGAAGCGGUUCCGUGAGUUCUUGCGACAAUUCAGAGUGGGGACCGACCGCACCGGCUUCACCUAUAAAUACAGAGAUGAGCUGAAGCGACACUACACCUUGGGAGAGUACUGGCUGGAGGUGGAGAUGGAGGACCUCGCCAGCUUCGAUGAGGAUCUGUCAGACUGUCUUUACAAGCUGCCGACUGAGAACCUGCCUCUGCUGGAGGAAGCCGCAAAGGAGGUGGCCGAUGAGGUGACCCGUCCCCGGCCUGUCGGGGAAGAGGCUGUGCAGGACAUCCAGGUCACGUUGAAGAGCGACGCUCAUCACGCAUCCAUCCGCAGCCUCAAGUCUGAGCAGGUGUCUCGUCUGGUGAAGGUGCACGGCAUCAUCAUCUCUGCCACGGCGGUCAAAGCCAAGGCCACCAAGGUGUGUCUGCAGUGUCGCGGCUGCCGCGCCGUCAUCCCCAACAUCCCCCUGCCUCCAGGGCUGCAGGGUUAUGCCCUGCCGCGCAAGUGCAACUCUGAGAGUGCUGGCAGGGUAAAGUGUCCUGUGGACCCUUACUUCAUCAUCCCAGACCGCUGCGUUUGCGUCGACUUCCAGACACUUCGUCUGCAGGAGUCCCCGGAUGCUGUACCGCACGGAGAGAUGCCCCGUCACCUGCAGCUCUACUGCGACAGGUAUCUGUGUGACCGCGUGGUCCCAGGAAACAGGGUGACCAUCAUGGGUAUUUACUCCAUCAAAAAGAUGGCUGCACCAAAAGCCAAAGGCAAAGAGAGAGGGGUUGGCGUGGGUAUUCGUGCGUCCUAUCUGCGAGUGGUCGGUAUCCAGGUGGACACAGAAGGCGCAGGCCGUGGUGCCACUGGAUCCGUCUCCCCACAGGAAGAGGAGGAACUGAGGGCACUGGCUGCUUCUCCUAACGUCUACAACUCUCUGUCACAGUCUAUAGCGCCAUCCAUCUAUGGCAGCGAUGAUGUGAAAAAGGCCAUUACCUGUCUGCUGUUUGGAGGUUCAAGAAAGAGGCUACCUGAUGGUCUCACUCGUAGAGGUGACAUCAACCUGCUGAUGCUGGGUGAUCCCGGCACAGCCAAGUCUCAGCUGCUGAAGUUUGUUGAGAGAUGCUCGCCCAUCGGGGUCUACACCUCCGGUAAGGGCAGCAGCGCGGCCGGUCUGACUGCCUCCGUGCUCAGGGACCCCAGCACCCGAGGAUUCAUCAUGGAGGGGGGAGCCAUGGUGCUGGCCGACGGCGGGGUCGUGUGCAUCGACGAGUUUGACAAGAUGAGAGAGGAUGACAGAGUGGCGAUCCACGAGGCCAUGGAGCAGCAGACCAUCUCCAUCGCUAAGGCUGGCAUCACCACCACCCUGAACUCUCGCUGCUCUGUGCUGGCAGCAGCCAACUCCGUGUACGGCCGCUGGGACGACACAAAGGGCGAAGACAACAUCGACUUCAUGCCCACCAUCCUGUCCCGUUUCGAUAUGAUCUUCAUCAUCAAGGACCAGCACGACCAGCAGAGAGACAUGACGCUGGCUCGCCACGUGAUGAACGUCCACCUCAGCGCGCAGACGCAGACCGAGGGUGUCGAGGGCGAGAUCCCGCUGACCACAUUUAAGAAAUACAUCGCUUAUGCAAGAACUAAGUGUGGUCCUCGGCUGUCUGCUGCAGCUGCUGAGAAGCUAAAAAACAGAUACGUGGUGAUGAGGAGCGGAGCACGAGAGCACGAGAGGGAGAGCGACAAAAGAGCCUCCAUCCCCAUCACAGUCAGGCAGCUGGAGGCCGUCGUGCGCAUCGCAGAGUCGCUGGCUAAGAUGAAGCUGCAGGCGGUGGCUGGAGAAGAGGAGGUGGAUGAGGCCCUGAGGCUCUUCCAGGUUUCCACGCUGGACGCUGCACUGUCUGGCAGCCUUUCAGGAGCGGAAGGCUUCACUUCUCAGGAGGACCAGGAAAUGAUCUCUCGCAUCGAGAAGCAGCUGAAGAGACGCUUCGCCAUCGGCUCGCAAGUGUCAGAGCACAGCAUCAUACAGGACUUCACCAAACAGAAAUAUCCAGAGCACGCCAUCUACAAAGUCCUCCACCUGAUGUUAAGGAGGGGGGAGCUUCAGCACCGCAUGCAGAGAAAAGUGCUCUACAGAGUCAAGUAGAGAAAAGUGCUCUAUGAGAUAACCAUAUUGUUGUUGUUGUAAAUAGUUUUCAUUUGUGGUGUUAUGUUUGCCAGAAUAGUGUCUCAUCUCAGCUGUAGCUCUGUACAGCAGGAUGCAUGCCAACAGGGUGGAUGAAGAGUCACUGCUAAGAUGGUCCUAGUGCUUUGUAUCAAGCUAAAGAUGUUACUUAAUGUCUGCAUACUGUGUUUAAAAAAAUAAAUAACAAUAAAGUAUUGAAAUUCACAUUAAAA